GUAUACUGUGAGGAACCUGACCUCAAUCUUCUUAUUGGUAAUAUCAGCCUUGGGCACUGGGCCCGUUUAAAAUUAAGAAAGAAAAAAUAAAAAUAAAAAUGGUUGCAUCCUGCUGUGUCUCUGCCUGAAGAUUGCUAAAGCUGAGUGUUUGCAGUCCAUGUCACAAAAUAUCAGAGAGAUGUUUCUGUUGUCCAUGUCAGUGAUCACUUGGCCAUUUGUAAUACUCACAGUAGUAAUGGACAGCAUAGCUCUGGUCAAGGGAGGAAGCUUAUUUCAGGCCAACAUCUUAAAUAUCAUUUUACCAGUGAUGACUUGUAUUCACACUGUUCUGUCGUACCUACUCUUUGGAGCUGAAUGUUGUGUGCUUUCAGACUUACAAAAGGUUUAUAAGGACUUAGGAAGCCUCACUUUUAUGAACAUGUACCUGGGAGCAGGAAUCCUUGGGGUAGUGCCAGCUGUGAGGUCAACGCAGAAACACAAGAGGGGCGCAGCUAUCUGGGUAAGAGAUGGAGUUGGGGGGGGAGCUACAACGUGGAGCAGACGAAUGGCUGAUGACCUUGGAGAAGGGAUGCAGGCGGUUACAGAGGGUUGUAACCUGCGCUAUAUGCUUGAGGACCGGCUGGAGGGCGAUAACGACAUGGAGGAUGAGGACUGGCAGGAGGAUGGAGCAAAGGAAGACGAAGAUAACUACGGCGUCAGCAUCAACAACAACAACAACAACAACAACAACAACAACAACAACAACAACAACAACAACAACAACAACAACAACGACAACAACAUCAACAACAACAACGACAACAACAAUGGCCACAGUGACAACAACAACGGCGACAGCAUCAACAACAACAACUACAAUGACAACAACCAUAACAACAACGACAACAACAGCUUCAAUAACGACAGCGUGGUCGGGGAUGACGGUAAAAGCAACAACAAGGACAACAACAACAAAAACAACAACGAUGACCACGGUAACAGCGGGACUGGCAGCAGUGACCGUGCAACCAAUUUCAUCAUCACAAUAGUGAGUGAGAUGCCGGCAUCUGACGUGGACAGUGGGAAGGGGAUUGGGGCUGAAACAAAGUGGUCUUCUUAUCCUCCCCCCUCCAAUCUUGAUAUGGAAUUGCUUCUUGCUGUCCGGCUCAGGGAGGGGGUAGAAUAGUCGAAGGGAUUAAAAGUGCCGGACCCGCAAUUUCAAUCAAGGAGGGUGAUCAGCCUCUGCUCGGCGCGAUGAUGGAGAUAUGGCUGAUAGGGUUGAUAAAGAGGUUCAGGGUUUCCCCCUCAGAUGACAUAUGUUGAUUGAUAGAUGGCCCCCAAGGGGAGUGGGUAGUUUAGGGUUUCGUGCUCUGCUUUGACUUCUCUGUUGGGGGAUUUAUGAACAUGUGUAUUGUUAGGACAAUACUUCAUGGGCUGGAGGUUAAUCCUUCCCUUACACGGGGAAGUAAUCAAUGCCUCGGCUCUUU
Chara braunii is the source of this 1466-nucleotide messenger RNA. Lineage: Eukaryota; Viridiplantae; Streptophyta; Charophyceae; Charales; Characeae. The record is from the annotation of a GenBank genome assembly.